UCGAGAGAUUAGAAGAUUAGUUUCAGAGAAAAAAAACUAUUUUUGAUGAAAAACUUUGACUGGUCUUGACUGGUAUAAUCCUCGAGUUCGAAUUGCAUUGUUUUGGUUUAGAAGGUUAGGCCGGAAUCAACUUAUAAUGAAGAAAUAUGCAGUAUGCUCUCGGUAUAGUUUAUGGCCUAUAAAAUUAGUAAAGGAUUAGCGUACAUCAUCACUCUAUACACUGUAACCUUGUUGAGUGAAACCCACCUUUACAGCAAAAAAAUAUUUUAAAAAUAAAAUGGGAGACGAUGCAGGGAAAAAGGAGGAAGAUGCAGGUCGAAAAAUUGUUUUCUCCUACGGGUUUGUGAGCAAAUCAGAUAUGCCAACUGAGAUGAAAAAGGAUGUUGUUGAUAUUUGUAUUUCAAGUUUGGAGAAGCAUUCUAUCAACUCAGAGUGUGCUGAAAUUAUAAAAGUAACAAUGGAUGAGAAGUUUGGCGGACAUUGGAACGUUAUUGUUGGAGAUGGAUUUCAGGUUGAUUGUACCUACGAUUUAGAGUCGCAGAUGACACUUUUGUUUGCUGGGACUACAGCAGUUUUUAUCUGGAAGUGUUCAGAUUGAAUUAUAAUAUGUCUUCUUACCAUUGAAAAUAAAUAUUUAACUUUUA
This is a messenger RNA of Eurytemora carolleeae, 644 nucleotides long. Its product is annotated as dynein light chain 4, axonemal. The transcript is spliced from 7 exons. Gene Ontology annotation, molecular function: dynein light intermediate chain binding; dynein intermediate chain binding. Gene Ontology annotation, biological process: microtubule-based process. The coding region runs from base 278 to 598 and encodes 106 amino acids. NCBI's taxonomy places the organism in Eukaryota, Metazoa, Arthropoda, Copepoda, Calanoida, Temoridae. Gene Ontology annotation, cellular component: dynein complex. The record is from RefSeq and is a predicted model, not a curated record.